Molecule: messenger RNA, 1711 nt
Organism: Trichogramma pretiosum
Lineage: Eukaryota; Metazoa; Arthropoda; Insecta; Hymenoptera; Trichogrammatidae
Gene: Creld
Product: cysteine-rich with EGF-like domain protein 2
Exons: 4
Coding region: 415-1542 (375 amino acids)
Molecular function (GO): calcium ion binding
Source: RefSeq, a predicted model, not a curated record
CAGUAACCGCAGAAAUAUUCACUAUCGUGAGUCGCGCCGCAAACUAACGCGAGCUUUUGUGGCUUAACCCUUAUGCUAUAUCACAGACAAAACUGCCGGCAAAGUGGCAGCUCGCCAUUGGUUGUUUUUGCUAAUAAAAAACACCUCUGACAAAGUUUUAAUACCAUUUUAAUGCUUUUUAAACUGCUCCGAUCGUAGCGAACCUGUUGUAUACGCGAACGUGUGUGUGCGUGGACGCUUUUGUAAAUAGUUCUGCUAUCCACGCGUCACCGUGUGCACGUCAAAGUUUUGUAAUCGACCGGGAUUUCGGAGUUUUUUCUGAUGAACAGCUGAUCUCGCACAACUUUUGUACAUUACUCUAAAAUCUGUGAUCUCUUUUGUUUGCGCGACGUUCGUUUGAUUAUCCACACAAUCAUGCGUUGCCUUUUGCUUUUAUCGUUAAUUUUACUUGUAAGUUUUCCACCUCACAAAUGUCAAACGAAUAACAAAAACAAAGAAGAGGCCAAAAAUGCUGUACUGCCACCCUGUGCAUCAUGCAAAGUAUUAGUUCAAAGUUUCAAAAAAGGAAUGGACAAGACAAGUAGAGGUAAAUUUGAAGGUGGUGACAGCGCUUGGGAAGAAGAUAAACUUGGUUCUUACAAAACUAGUGAAGUUAGGCUAAUUGAAAUUCAAGAAAAUGUUUGUAAGGAUCUCGAUCAUGGCGAAACCCAAUGUCACUCGUUGGCUGAAGAAUUAGAGAGUGAAAUAGAAGAAUGGUGGUUCAAAAAACAAGAGACUGAUCCUGAUUUAUUUGAGUAUUUAUGUAUUACCAAAGCUGAAAGAUGUUGUCCCAAAGAUACAUAUGGUCCACAAUGUACAGAAUGUCCAGGCUUUCCAGACAGUGUUUGCAACAAUAAUGGCAAAUGCAAGGGAGCUGGCACUAGAAAAGGAAAUGGUAAAUGCACUUGUGACAGAGGUUAUACGGGUGACUCGUGCUUUGAAUGUGCUAGCGGUUUCUAUCAAUCUUACAAAGAUAAAAGGAAACUGUUAUGUACUGCCUGUCAUUCAGCAUGUAAAGGAGAUUGUACAGGUGGUAGUCCACAAGAUUGUACUGAAGAUUGUCAUUCAGGUUGGAGAAAAAUUGAAGAAAAAGGUUGCGUAGACAUAGAUGAAUGUGUAGAAAAUGAAGAGAGCUGCCCGAAAAAUCAUUUCUGCAUCAAUAAUGAAGGCAACUUCACUUGCAUAGCCUGUGACAGAGCUUGCGACGGAUGCUAUGGUGACGGCCCAGAUAUGUGUGAGAAGUGUGCAGAACGAUUUAUUAAAAAAGACAACAUAUGCGUCGAUACCGACAUUCUUGGCCGUAAAUCUCAAGAAAAUUGGGCUAGAUACGUGACGUAUUUGGGUCUGGCAGUAGCUACUGGAAUAAUUUUUCCACUAAAUAUAUACAUCGCGAGUGUAAUCGGUAUUCUGGUCGCUUCUUACAUAGGCGCCUCGGAAUACAUGAUUUCACAGGGUAAAAUUCAAGAUGCAGUGCCGAAUUUAGAUUUACUAAAUAAUCUAUAAUUAAUUUUAUAAGAUAAAAUUGAAGUUUCGAUUUGUACAGACACAUUCCUAGUCAGUAUUGCUUUGUCAACUUACGUAAUUUAUUAGCAAAAUGAUCAAAAGGUAAUUUAAUUAUCUUUGUGAUGAAUGAAAAAUACAUCCUUUUGAUUUAGGAUAUAUUUUUAAGUAA